Messenger RNA from Hylaeus volcanicus, 606 nucleotides. Its product is annotated as terpene synthase-like. The transcript has 4 exons. Lineage: Eukaryota; Metazoa; Arthropoda; Insecta; Hymenoptera; Colletidae. The record is from RefSeq and is a predicted model, not a curated record. Gene Ontology annotation, molecular function: prenyltransferase activity. Gene Ontology annotation, biological process: isoprenoid biosynthetic process. The coding region runs from base 9 to 572 and encodes 187 amino acids.
UAAAUUAUAUGCAUGACUUACAGGUCAUGUUUUAUAAAGCAGUAACUACUGUGAGAUCAGUAAGUUCGAUUGCGCCGCGACACGUUUAUUCGCAUGAUGGCGAUAAGAAGGAGGACCAGGCAUUGCUGGCACCCAUCAAUUAUGUUUAUCAAGCUUGUUCAAAAGGUACCACAUUGGAGUUCAAUAAUGCUUUCAAUUACUGGCUCAAAGUACCACAGAAUAAAUUUGACGAAAUCCAAGAUGCGAUACAGAUACUUUAUAAUGUUACGCUCAUGGUCGAUGACAUUCAAGAUUCCUCAGCUUUAAGAUCCACGGUCCCUGCUGCUCAUCAUCUCUAUGAGAUAGGCGCUACGAUCAGUUGUGCCCUUUAUGCUGUUAAUAUAGUUUACGAAAAAAUUAAUGCUUUGAACCAUCCAGAGGCAUUGCGUGUAUUUCUCGAUGUGUUGAACACAUUGUACAGAGGCCAGGGUACUGAAAUCUACUGGAGAGAUAAUUAUAUUUGCCCAUCUGAAACAGAGUAUCGGAAGAUGGCUGAUGGAAGUAAGUGCGCAAUAACCAAAUGCUGCAUAUAAAUAGUUUCUUCAAACGGAACGUUCGAAGCUUUUU